GGUUUUUUUCUUUGUUUUGUGUUUCACUGAAUCAUUAAGCAUGAAACCGUUGUUUCUGAGGCUGCUGCCCCUGCUUCUGCGCCCCAUGUUGCCAACAGCAUGGGCUCUGCUUCUGCUGCGCCCCCUGUUGCCAACAUGGCCUUUGCUUCUUGUAACAGUCAGUCCAAGGCUUUCCAGGAAAUUUGGCGAUGAUGGACAGGAAGUGGUGUUCUCUGACGUUUCUGACAAGUAUUUGCCUGAUAUUAUUUCUCCUUGGCUCUUAUGCUGCUUACGAGCAUUUUCGUCGUGUUGAUGCUCGAGAAGACAACGAAAAACAUUAUGUGACACUGCAAGUAGAAGCUUCCAACGCCACAGGACGACCCAUUCCUGAAACCCUUUUUGGGAUCUUCUUUGAGGAAAUCAAUCAUGCUGGAGCAGGUGGACUGUGGGCUGAACUUGUUAGCAACAGAGGAUUUGAAGCUGGUGGACAAAUCAUUCCUUCCAGUAUCUGGCCUUGGUCCAUUAUUGGAGAUGAAUCAACCAUAUCUGUAGUUACAGACCGCUCUUCAUGUUUUGAGCGCAACAAAAUUGCACUUAGAAUGGAAGUGUUUUGUAACAGCAGUGGUUGUCCAUCAGAAGGAGUCGGGGUUUAUAACCCGGGUUACUGGGGCAUGAACAUUGAAGAAGGAAAGAAAUACAAAGUGACCCUUUAUGUGCGUUCCACUGGGGACAUCGAUGUGUCUGUGUCUUUGACAAGCUCGAAUGGAUCACUAACUCUUGCAUCAGAGCAGAUUAUAGCUUUGGCUUCUGAGGUUUCAAAAUGGACAAAGAAGGAAAUGCUUUUGGAGGCAAAUGGAACAGAUGAUGGCGCAAGGCUUCAAUUGACAACUACCAAAAAUGGUUCAAUCUGGUUUGAUCAAGUCUCAGCCAUGCCUGUGGAUACUUAUAAGGGACAUGGUUUUAGGAAUGAUCUUUUCCAAAUGAUGGUUGAUCUAAAACCUCGUUUCAUCCGUUUCCCUGGUGGUUGUUAUGUGGAGGGUGAUUCGUUAAGCAACGCAUUCCACUGGAAAGAAACCGUGGGAGCUUGGGAAGAGAGGCCUGGCCACUUUGGUGAUGUUUGGAACUACUGGACAGAUGAUGGUCUUGGUCAGUUUGAGUUCUUCCAACUGGCUGAAGAUCUCGGUGCAGCUCCAAUAUGGGUGCUUAACAGUGGAAUGAGUCAUAAUGAUCAAGUUGAAACCGCACGUAUCAUGCCGUUUGUUCAAGAAGCGCUAGAUGGUAUUGAGUUUGCUCGUGGUGAUGCUAAUUCAACAUGGGGAUCAGUUCGAGCUGCAAUGGGACAUCCAACGCCUUUUGACCUUAAAUAUGUUGCGGUCGGGAAUGAAGAUUGUUUGCAGAAAUACACAUACUACAAAGGAAACUACCUUGUGUUCUAUAAUGCUAUCAAGAAAGCCUAUCCGGACAUCAAAAUCAUCUCCAACUGCGAUGGAUCGUCUCAACCACUCGAUCACCCCGCUGAUUACUAUGAUUUUCACGUUUAUAAACCUUCCAAGGAGUUGUUUUCCAUGUCCCAUAAGUUUGACAAUACAUCGCGUGAUGGUCCAAAGGCUUUCGUUAGUGAAUACGCUGCGAAGAGCGAAACAGAUGCUAAUAAGGGAAACCUUCUAGCCGCUCUUGGUGAAGCAGGUUUCCUCCUUGGUUUGGAAAAGAACAGUGAUGUUGUAGGAAUGGUAAGCUAUGCACCUCUCUUCCUUAACACAAACGACAGAAGGUGGUUGCCAGAUGCUAUAGUUUUCAACUCGUCUCAUUUGUAUGGAACACCAAGCUAUUGGGUCCAACAAUUCUUCACAGAGUCAAGUGGAGCAACUCUUCUCAGCUCUACUAUGGAGGGAAACUCUUCUUAUGUUGAAGCAUCUGCCAUAUCCUUCCAAAGCAAUGGCUCUGAUUACAUACAGAUUAAGGCUGUUAACUUUGCAAACGUGACAGUGGAGCUGAAGGUAAAGAUGACUGGAUUGGACUCGAGCAACACGAAAGCUUCUGCAAAAAAGAAGAAAGUACUUACAUCUGCCAGUGUGAUGGAUGAGAACUCCUUCUCCAACCCAGAGAUGAUUACGCCACAAGAAAGCUUAGGGGUAAUGCCCGAGGGGAACUUGACUUUUGUUCUUCCUCCCUACUCCUUUUCAUUAUUCGACAUUUAGUGUCACUAGACGUUGUAGACUCUAAGUUUUAUACAACAAUGAGUGCGUGAAUGAUAUGAUUACACAUCAAUAAUAUGACGUUACAUUCUA
Brassica napus (rape) is the source of this 2267-nucleotide messenger RNA. RefSeq names its product alpha-L-arabinofuranosidase 2-like. Bases 189 to 2177 code for a protein of 662 amino acids. Gene Ontology annotation, molecular function: alpha-L-arabinofuranosidase activity. The transcript is spliced from 18 exons. The record is from RefSeq and is a predicted model, not a curated record. Gene Ontology annotation, biological process: L-arabinose metabolic process. NCBI's taxonomy places the organism in Eukaryota, Viridiplantae, Streptophyta, Magnoliopsida, Brassicales, Brassicaceae.